Molecule: messenger RNA, 3437 nt
Organism: Orbicella faveolata
Lineage: Eukaryota; Metazoa; Cnidaria; Anthozoa; Scleractinia; Merulinidae
Source: RefSeq, a predicted model, not a curated record
UAACAACUUAGCUGAGCACUAUCAAAGCACUUUGGUUAAUUUAAUAAUGCUAGGAACUCAAUCACAUGCGAUUCAGAAUCGGUUUUGAAAGAUAAGAAACAACCACCUGCUUUAUAUGCUGUCGUGUUUUGAGGAAGUGACGGUAUAAAUAUGAACAUAUACUUUACAUGUUUUAACAUGCGUUAUCAGCUAUUUUGACUGGUAAAAUUGCACGAACAGACCAGAAUCUCAAAGCAAGACGUUUAGACGAAAAAUGAUGGAUAGCUUCCUUAUUUUUUGUAUUUUAUUUGGAGUUAUGAUCUUGGUAUGCUGUGAAUGUCCCGGUAAGCAUUUUCCGCUUUCUUUAAUUGCCUUUCCCUGUUUGUCUUUCGGAGUGAAAAGUCUUCUUGCAAGCAUUUACCGUUUAACUUAAACAACUUUAUUUGAGCAUGGUUUUGCAUAUACGGGAGCUAAGACUUCGUAGAAAUUCUCGUGGAUUAAAUUUUUUGGAUACAUUGUCAGUUACAAACAAGAAUUAAGGAAGACAAAAUUGCAUUCAAAAAUCUUCCCUUCCACAACCAAGAGUAUGUAUCCAUUUGUCAACAACACACAAAAGAACACAAAAGCACGUUUUCUCUGAUGUCAGUAGUAUUUUCAUCACCAUUCAUUUUGUUGCCCGUUGAUUAAAUUUCAAGCGAAAUUGUUCAAGGAACAGGAGGAAGUUCGAUAAUUACAUGGUGUCACUGAAAUGACACGGGUUUUCAGAAAUACUGACCAAGGCAGUUGAAGAGUUGUAGAAUGCAGAGUCUAAACCCAGGACUAGCAGGGAUUAAAAUCAACACGGUUACACAAAGCACUUUGGUUCUCUCGCUUACCGGUUAUCUAACACGGAAGCUAUUGAAACCACCUUAGAAAACAAGAGCUAUGCAAGCUUAAGGUACAAAAUCAUGCAAAAGUCGUCCUUUAGGCCCCGUCCACACGUAUCUGGAUAAUUUUGAAUCCGCAACUUUUUCUUUCCGGAUUCAAAAGUUUCCCUGUCCACACGCAGCAAAAAAUAUCCGGUUGCGGAUUCAAAAAUAUCCGGAUACGUGUGGACCGGGCCUUAGUUACGCUUUUUUGUUUAUCUCAUGUCACCAUGUUUUCAGAAACUAAUUAAUUGUUUUGACAGUGAACCGUUAGGGUUUUACGAGUUUUGUGAUCCAUCCGAAUUGAUUACUUAAAAACUCAAGGUAAUUUUCAAUAAAGAUUGGUGGAUCAAUGGUACAGAUUACUUACUGGGAAAACAAAGUCCAUCAAACCUCCAGCAGUUUAAUUUAGAGCGAUUGAUUAAUGAUUAACUGGACAUCAAACGUGCCUAACUUGUUAUACAUGCAUAUUUUAUAACUGGAUCAAAUAACAGUGGUUUACUAUAAAUGGCUAUUAGACAAUACCGUUAAUAUGAAAUUUUUCAUCUUUCAAAAAGAGCAUUUACUGAGAGUUCAUUUUACUGAAAGAACUUAGCUGAACACUAUCAGAACAUACACUUUGAAUAAUUUAACUUGAUAAUACUAGGAAUUCAACCAUAUGCUUACGGUUUUGAAACAAAAGAAACCAGGAAAACACCUGCCUAUACGCUUUCGUGUUUUGAGGACGUGACGGUAUUAAUAUCAAUAUAUACUUUACAUCUUUUAACAGGUGAUAUCAGCUAUUUUGACCGGUAAAACUGCACGAACAGACGAGAAUCUCAAAGCAUAGCUUCCGCUGAGAUGUUUAGACGCAAAAUGAUGGCAAGCUUCCUUACUUUUUGUAUUUUAUUUGGAGUUAUGAUCUUAGUAUCCUGUGAAUGUCCCGAUGAUGAAUGCCGCAUCAUCAUAUUCAAGGAACCAAUACCAAACAAAGUCAUGAAAGGUCAUGUGUUCAGGAUGGAAGUAGUAGCCAAUCAAGGGAGCUGCCGAGUCAUGUGUUAUAUGGAGCCCAACUGCAUGUCCCUAAAUUUUGGACCUUUGAAUGGAGGAGUGUACAAAUGCGAGUUAAAUAAUGCUACAGAAGAAAACCUAGUUGCCGUUACAUUGCGUGAAAAGAAAAAUUAUAUCUACCUUGCAGUUGAGAAUCCCUGCAGCAGCAGCAGCCCAUGUUUAAACAAUGGCAUUUGUCAAGUGGGAUACACUGCGAAAGGAUUUCGUUGUAAAUGUCCUCCACCAUUCAUUGGGGAAUAUUGCGAAGAAGAAGCGUGCAAUUUUGAUUUCGAAAGUGGCAUUGUUGGCUGGGAAAAAACUGGUACAGUGUUCGAUAACCAGCCGACUUUUGGUGACAACCCAUCUGCCCGCAACAGAGGAGAGCCUUCCAAUCACCAGGGCGACUGGUGGAUAGGGGGAGCCGAGGAUCGGCCGUGCAGACACAUGGAAGCGGGAAAACUUCAACGCGAUAUACCCCAGGGAACUCUCACGUCUGCUUCCUUCCUUAUCAAAGGUCAAGAUAUCUCGUUUCUCAUUGGUGGAGGCUGCAAUGCGACCGUGGUUCGCGCAGAGCUAAUUGUCGAUAACAAGGUUGUUCGACAGGAGACUGGUAACUGCACCGAGACGAUGUAUCGUAAGAGCUGGGCCGUCCAAGACCUCAUUAACCAAACCGCUCGCGUUAAACUUAUUGAUUACAGCUCUGACAAUUGGGGUCACAUCAACUUUGAUGACCUUAAGGGCGACAUCAUUUGUGAAAAGAAUGAAUAAAAGCCUCCAUUAAUAGGUCCUUUUAACUGACAAAGCUAAAGGUCAAUCGUAGAACAGCAACAACAAAAAAACAACUUUAUUGACUCAUAUGGUCUUACAAAUAUAUAUACAUAUAUACAUGAAGGAUAGAAAAGUAAUGUACAUUUGAGUCUGGAGACUGAAAAGCCCCAAAGUUUCCAAGUCAGUCUCAAGUUAUUAGAAUGAGAAUAAAUGAUAGAAACGUUGUAAUCGUUAAAUAUUAAGUGGACAGGGUAUGAAUCUCCUUAACUUUUCAGAGUUUUUCCCUGUAUGAGGACGAGGGCAUGGUUUCCUCUACAAGAACAUAAGUAGUUUGAAUCUUCUUAUAGUAUAGUUUAUGUUCAAGAACAUUAAAGAGCAUUAUAAUAACCCGGGCUACAUCAUUGUAAACCAUUUUACGUUAAGUUGUUUUUUUCUGUAAAUAGUCCAAUAAUAAAAAAAAAUGAAACUGAAACUGAAACACACUUACUAUGUCAUGUAGGUAUGGUUUCACUUUGUAAUUGAACCAUUUUGGUCUGAGAUAGGUUAGAGCUCGAGAUUCUGAUGUCCAGUUUGUUCUUGAACAGGGAGGCAAUCAAUUUGGUAUAAUGAUGAACCAGGUGGCUCUUUGUCAUGGUUGCCAUCAACAGUAUCAGCGUGGUUUUCAAUCGAGCGACGUAAGUCCGAAGCAAACGUUAUUACUCUGGCCAGCCACAAUGGGCGCCAUCAGACAAUCCAAUGAACCAAUCAAAACUCUUA